Neltuma alba is the source of this 405-nucleotide messenger RNA. RefSeq lists its product as uncharacterized. The transcript has a single exon. The coding region runs from base 1 to 405 and encodes 134 amino acids. The record is from RefSeq and is a predicted model, not a curated record. Lineage: Eukaryota; Viridiplantae; Streptophyta; Magnoliopsida; Fabales; Fabaceae.
AUGGGGACGUGGAGAGUGGUUUUUACUAGGAUUUAUGCUAGCCCCUGUGAGACAAAAAGAAGAGAAAUGUGGGAAAAUCUGACCAACUUAGCAGAGAAGAUCACUUCCCCAUGGCUCCUUACUGGAGACUUCAAUGAUAUUUUGAAUGAAGAGGAGCAAAAAGACAGAGGAGGAGCAAAUAUGAAGAAAUGUGCUUGGUUUAGAGCUAACUUAGAUAGAUGUAAGCUUCUAGACCUGGGAUCAGAGGGACCCAAGUGCACUUGGAGAGGUCUACGAACUGGCUUUAAAGGAAGACUAUAUAAAAGAUUAGACUGGAAACUUAGAAAUAUCCAGUGGAGGAACAGGUUCUACGAUGUGCGAGUCAAAGUCAGACCAAGAGUUGGGUCUGACCACCACCCCUCCUAG